GUGUGAUUGGAAAGGGGCGGAGCAUCAGGGAGAGCCUCGCGGACAUAGGCGGUUUGGAGCGGAAAGCGAGAGGUGGAGGGGCGGCUUGGGGCUAAGCGCGCGCGCGCAGUGCAGACGCCAGCUCCCGGCGGUUGAAAUACUCAAGGUGCCCGAAGGCGGGGUGGUGACCUCGCGCGUGCGCUGUUGCCGCGGCGGCGCCGGGUCCCAGCGUGUGGGUUGAGCUUGGCCUCGCGCGGCGCGUGCGCAGUGCAGACGGCGGAGGGAUUUGCGGCCGGGACCCACCCCCUGCUCCAGUCGCUAGCCGAGGCCGCGCGGGUUCCUGAGCAGCGGCCUGGUGCGCUCGCUGCGCGGGCGACGGAAUCAGACGGACGCGGACGCCCCCAGAGUGGAAGCCCAAGCAGGAGCUGUUGUUGCUGAGGGGCCGCCGCAGCCGCCGCGAGCCUCCGGACAGACACCAGAGCUAGGAGGGCGCUGCGCGGCGAACUUGGCAAGAUGACCCAGUUCCUGCCGCCCAACCUUCUGGCCCUCUUUGCCCCCCGUGACCCUAUCCCAUACCUGCCACCCCUGGAGAAACUGCCACAUGAAAAACACCACAAUCAACCUUACUGUGGCAUUGCGCCGUACAUUCGAGAGUUUGAGGACCCUCGAGAUGCCCCGCCUCCAACUCGUGCAGAAACCCGAGAGGAGCGCAUGGAGAGGAAAAGACGGGAAAAGAUUGAGCGGCGACAGCAAGAAGUGGAGACAGAGCUUAAAAUGUGGGACCCUCACAAUGAUCCCAAUGCUCAGGGUGAUGCCUUCAAGACUCUCUUCGUGGCGAGAGUGAACUAUGACACAACAGAAUCCAAGCUCCGGAGAGAGUUUGAGGUGUACGGACCCAUCAAAAGAAUACACAUGGUCUACAGUAAGCGGUCAGGAAAGCCCCGCGGCUAUGCCUUCAUUGAGUACGAACACGAGCGAGACAUGCACUCCGCUUACAAACACGCAGACGGCAAGAAGAUUGAUGGCAGGAGGGUCCUUGUGGACGUGGAGAGGGGCCGAACUGUGAAGGGCUGGAGGCCCCGGCGGCUAGGAGGCGGCCUCGGUGGUACCAGAAGAGGAGGGGCUGAUGUGAACAUCCGGCAUUCAGGCCGCGAUGACACCUCCCGCUAUGAUGAGAGGGACCGGGACCGGGACCGUGAGCGGGAGCGCAGAGAGCGGAGCCGGGAGCGAGACAAGGAGCGAGAACGGCGACGCUCCCGCUCUCGGGACCGGCGGAGGCGCUCACGGAGUCGCGACAAGGAGGAGCGGAGGCGCUCCAGGGAGCGGAGCAAGGACAAGGACCGGGACCGGAAGCGGCGAAGCAGCCGGAGCCGGGAGCGUGCCCGGCGGGAGCGGGAGCGCAAGGAGGAGCUGCGUGGGGGCGGUGGCGACAUGGCGGAGCCCUCCGAGGCGGGUGAUGCGCCCCCUGAUGAUGGGCCUCCAGGGGAGCUCGGGCCUGACGGCCCUGACGGUCCAGAGGAAAAGGGCCGGGAUCGUGACCGGGAGCGACGGCGGAGCCACCGGAGUGAGCGCGAGCGGCGCCGGGACCGGGAUCGUGACCGCGACCGUGACCGCGAGCACAAACGGGGGGAGCGGGGCAGUGAGCGGGGCAGGGAUGAGGCCCGAGGUGGGGGCGGCGGCCAGGACAACGGGCUGGAGGGUCUGGGCAACGACAGCCGAGACAUGUACAUGGAGUCUGAGGGCGGCGAUGGCUACCUGGCUCCGGAGAAUGGGUAUUUGAUGGAGGCUGCGCCGGAGUGAAGAGGUUCUCUCCACCAGCUGUGUUUGGACGCGUUCCUGCCCACCCCCUUGCUGUCAUCCCCUCCCCCCAACCUUGGCCACCUGAGUUUGUCCUCCAAGGGUAGGUGUCUGAUUUGUUCUGGCCCCUUGGAUUUAAAAAUAAAAUUAAUUUCCUGUUGACA
Molecule: messenger RNA, 1940 nt
Organism: Macaca mulatta (Rhesus monkey)
Lineage: Eukaryota; Metazoa; Chordata; Mammalia; Primates; Cercopithecidae
Gene: SNRNP70
Product: small nuclear ribonucleoprotein U1 subunit 70
Biological process (GO): mRNA splicing, via spliceosome
Cellular component (GO): U2-type prespliceosome; U1 snRNP; precatalytic spliceosome
Molecular function (GO): U1 snRNA binding; mRNA binding
Source: RefSeq, a predicted model, not a curated record